GCAGCCUCACAAGGGCAUUUCUAGAUACAAUCAUCUCCUAUAAAAUCCUUGGAAAUCUUAAGCUGAUUUCAGACCAAAAUUAAUUUGGACAAAAAAUGGGUAGAUUUGUUCUGCUGUCAGUGUUUUUGUUAAGUCUAUUAGGAGGUGCAGUUGCUCAGCAGUGUGGCUCGCAGGUUGGUGGCAAGACUUGUCCUGGCAACAUCUGUUGCAGCCAAUAUGGGUACUGUGGCACCACCGAUGACUACUGUUCUCCCUCAAAGAACUGCCAAAGCAACUGCAAAGGCGGCGACUCUGGUGAAAGUGCUUCGAAUGUGCGGGCAACUUACCAUUACUACAAUCCGGAGCAACACGGAUGGGAUUUGAACGCAGUGAGUGCCUAUUGUUCUACAUGGGAUGCUAGUAAGCCCUAUUCAUGGCGGAGUAAGUAUGGUUGGACCGCCUUCUGUGGCCCUGUUGGGCCUCAUGGCCAAGCUGCUUGCGGCAAGUGCUUGAGGGUUACAAAUGCGUGGACUGGGGCUCAACAAACUGUGAGGAUUGUAGAUCAAUGCAGCAAUGGAGGGUUAGAUCUGGAUAUUGGAGUGUUCCAAAGAUUGGACACAGAUGGAAGAGGAUAUGCACAGGGCCACCUGAUUGUGAACUACCAGUUUGUUGAUUGCGGAAAUGAAAUCAGUAUCACUGGACCGUCUUUUCUGAAAGAAUUAGUGGAGGCUUAGACUUUCAUCCUGUGUGUUUAACUUUAAAUCUAAUCAGGCUGAAUUACCUGAAAAAAAUAUAAUAAAUAAAUCAAUGAAGUGACUUCGGAUAAUCUCCUGAUUAUGCAGUGUAAGUUUGCUUCAGCUCUGAAAUAAUUUCUUGAACAAAAUAGUUUUCCUAAA
Rubroshorea leprosula is the source of this 875-nucleotide messenger RNA. Lineage: Eukaryota; Viridiplantae; Streptophyta; Magnoliopsida; Malvales; Dipterocarpaceae. The record is from the annotation of a GenBank genome assembly.